UUGCGUGAUAAAGAAGAUCCGUUUGCACUGGAUGAAAAUACUUUCAGGGACUUCUUUAGACUUCCAAAAUCUUUAUGCUGGGACCUUAUCCAGGGCUUAAAACCGCACGACAGCCGCAAAUUUGGAAUUUCAUUUGAGCUUCGAUUUAUUUCAGUUUUGUACUUUCUCUCCAAUGGAUCGUAUCAAAGCUGUGUGGGAAGUGGUCACUUCUGUGCUAUGAGUCAAGCUAGUGUUUCACGCAAUAUUAAUUAUAUUUGCAGACUUGUAGUCGAACACAAACAUAGUGAAAUUAGCUUUCCCAAUACGACUGAACAAUACAACAAUAUAAUAAAUAAUAUAAAAAAAAAACUUUUUAAUAAGUUCGGCAUAAAGGGCGUAAUUGGUGCAAUAGACUGCACUCAUAUUGCCAUACUUGCGCCUGUUUCGUUAACACCAAAUAUUGUGGCUCAUGAUUACAUGAAUCGCAAGGGAUACUAUAGUGUUAAUGUUGAAGCGGUAAGUAUACAUACAUAUACAUAUGUACAUAUGCAAACGUUUGUGUAAAAAGUAUUACAAAUAUGUAGUAUUUCGCAGUUAAUAAAUAAAUCCACCCUUUCCAUAGGUUUGCGACCAGGACCUCAUCUUCCGCCACAUUAAUGCUCGCUUUCCUGGUUCAUGUCACGAUUCCGGCAUAUGGACGACAUCACCAGCAAGAAUAAAAUUAAUAAGGGAAUAUUCUCCUGGUUCUUUUAGGUGGCUUCUUGGGGACUCUGGCUAUCCCUUAGAGCCAUGGCUUCUAACGCCUAUUGCCAACCCUUCAUCACCCAGUGAAAACCAGUUUAAUAAAGUGCAUAUAAGGGCGAGGAACUGU
Molecule: messenger RNA, 850 nt
Organism: Rhagoletis pomonella (apple maggot)
Lineage: Eukaryota; Metazoa; Arthropoda; Insecta; Diptera; Tephritidae
Product: putative nuclease HARBI1
Exons: 3
Source: RefSeq, a predicted model, not a curated record